AUGAGAACAUUUUCAGAAGUUAUUAUAGUUGGUGCUGGGCCGUCUGGUCUCAUGCUGGCACUUUUGUUGUCCCAAAAUGGCAUCAAAACCACUGUUCUUGAAAUGGCCAAUGAGCCAGACAACGCACCUCGUGCAUCCCAUUACUCUUGGCCAGCGAUUUACGAGUUGCAAAGAGCCGGUAUAUACGACGAUGUGCUCGAAGCUGGGUUUAGAACGGACCAGAAUCUAUCGUGGAGAAAGCUGGACGGAUCUUUGAUCGCACAAGUUCCAGCCGAGCUCAUCCCCGAGAACCGGCGGAUGAUCGCGCUUCCAUUGAAUCACUUGGUUCGAAUUAUGCAGGCGCAUUUGGAGAAAAGGCAACAUGCCCAGGUGUUCUAUAGCCACGAAGUAUGCGAUAUUGGCCAAAGCAAUGAAAGAGCCUGGGUCGAUGUCACCACCAAGGACGGAACGAAACGUCUAGAGGCCGAUUAUAUUGUCGGCUGUGAUGGAGCAAACAGCAAGAUACGGAAAUCGUUGUUUGGUAGCGAUUUUCCCGGAAAGACAUGGGAUGAACAAAUCGUUGCAACCAAUACUUACUGGGACAUGAGUCUAUCUGAAGGCGGCGAUGCGACAUCCUUCAUCAUUGAUAAACAACACUGGGGUAUGAUUGCUCAAAUUCAAAAGGAUGGCCUUCUGCGAAUCACUUAUGGUGAGGAGCCAGGUCUCUCGCGUGAUGAGAUCCUUGCCCGGCAACCCGCCAAAUUCAAAGCACUUCUGCCGGGGAAUCCCGAUCCCUCUGACUACAAGGUCGUCAGUAUUUCCCCAUACAGAGUUCAUCAAAGACUAGCGAAAAGCUUGAGGGUUGGGAGAUUCCUCUUAGCGGCAGAUGCUGCGCAUUUAUGCAACCCAUUCGGCGGCCUUGGCUUGACCGGUGGCCUUGUCGAUGUUGGAAACUUAGCGGACUGCUUGGUUGGCAUUCAUCAGGGCCUCGCGGAUGAGGCAAUUCUGGACCGGUACAGUGAAGUACGGCGCCAAAAAUACGAAGAUAUUAUCAACGUAGUCUCAAGCAUCAAUCUCCAGCGAAUGUGGCGUGACCCUGAUACGGUUGUCAAUGAUGAUCCAUUCUUUAAGGAACUUGCGAAAGCCAAUACCGACCCAAAGAUUGCAUUCAAACUUGCUGAGGGUAUUAAUGCUAUCAUGCACGACUUCCGCCAAGAAUACAACACAGAAAAGAAAGCACUCUGA
This is a messenger RNA of Penicillium concentricum, 1224 nucleotides long. RefSeq names its product FAD-dependent oxidoreductase. The transcript has 5 exons. The coding region runs from base 1 to 1224 and encodes 407 amino acids. The record is from RefSeq and is a predicted model, not a curated record. NCBI's taxonomy places the organism in Eukaryota, Fungi, Ascomycota, Eurotiomycetes, Eurotiales, Aspergillaceae. Gene Ontology annotation, molecular function: FAD binding.